This is a messenger RNA of Arabidopsis lyrata subsp. lyrata, 1458 nucleotides long. RefSeq names its product sugar transporter ERD6-like 9. The transcript is spliced from 17 exons. Gene Ontology annotation, biological process: transmembrane transport; carbohydrate transport. The record is from RefSeq and is a predicted model, not a curated record. Gene Ontology annotation, molecular function: sugar transmembrane transporter activity. Gene Ontology annotation, cellular component: membrane. The coding region runs from base 1 to 1386 and encodes 461 amino acids. NCBI's taxonomy places the organism in Eukaryota, Viridiplantae, Streptophyta, Magnoliopsida, Brassicales, Brassicaceae.
AUGGAGGGAGAGAAUAGGAGCAUUAUUGAGAAAGGAUUAUUAUUGGUAAAUAAGGAAGAGAGUGCAAAUACAACUCCACUUCUUGUCUUCACCACUUUCAUCAUUGUCUCUGCCUCCUUCUCUUUCGGCGUUGCCUUAGGGCAUACUGCUGGUACAAUGGCCUCCAUUAUUGAAGAUCUUGAUCUUUCUAUCACACAAUUUUCUGUAUUUGGUUCGUUGUUGACAUUUGGAGGAAUGUUGGGUGCAAUAUUUAGCGCCACGAUUGCAGAUUCAUUUGGUUGUAAAAUGACUUUGUGGAUCUCUGAGGUAUUCUGCAUAAGUGGAUGGUUUGCAAUUGCACUAGCCAAGAAUAUUAUUUGGCUGGACUUGGGACGAUUCUUUGUAGGAAUUGGAGUUGGUCUCCUUAGUUACGUGGUUCCUGUAUAUAUUGCAGAAAUAACUCCCAAAACUGUGCGAGGCACUUAUACAUUUAGUAAUCAGUUGUUGCAAAAUUGUGGGGUGGCAACCGCGUAUUACCUAGGAAAUUUCAUAUCAUGGAGAAUCAUAGCCUUAAUCGGCAUACUUCCAUGCUUGAUACAACUUGUUGGAUUGUUUUUCGUCCCCGAGUCUCCAAGAUGGUUGGCAAAAGAAGGUCGUGACGAAGAAUGUGAGGUUGUUCUUCAGAAAUUAAGAGGAGACGAAGCGGAUAUUGUGAAGGAAACUAGAGAAAUCAUGAUUUCUGUUGAUGCUUCCGCGAAUAUCAGCAUGCGUAGUCUUUUCAAAAGGAAAUAUUCUCAUCAACUUACAAUCGGUGUAGGUUUGAUGCUUCUGCAACAGUUAAGUGGAAGUGCAGGAUUAGGUUAUUACGUUGGUAGCGUGUUUGAUCUUGCCGGAUUUCCUUCUCGGAUUGGGAUGACGGUGUUGUCUAUUGUCGUGGUACCAAAAGCUAUAUUGGGUCUGAUACUUGUGGAACGAUGGGGAAGAAGACCGCUUCUUAUGGCAUCGGCAUUUGGGUUAUGUUUAGGUUGUAUCUCUCUUGCAUUAGCGUUUGGAUUGAAAGGUGUCCCUGGGAUUAAUGUAAAUGUUACUCCCACUUUGGCAUUUAUAGGAAUAUUGACAUUUGUUAUGAUGUUCGCGGCUGGAUUAGGAGCGCUACCAUGGAUUAUAAUGUCUGAGAUAUUUCCGAUGGACAUGAAAGUAGUAGCUGGAAGUUUAGUAAGCAUAACGAAUUGGUUUACUGGUUGGAUCGUCAGCUACUGUUUCAAUUUUAUGCUUCUUUGGAGUCCAACCGGAACUUUUAUCAUAUUUGCUACGAUAUGUGGAGCAACGAUUGUCUUCGCAUGGUGUUUGGUGCCUGAGACUCGAGGUUUAACUUUAGAAGAAAUCCAACUUCGACGUGCUCAUUAAUACUUUGAGUUGAUCUGAUAUAUCUAUUAUAAAACAAUCAUAAUCGGAUUUCAUAUAGUAUACAAACAAUGU